AUGCCUGGUUCCGCUGCAGCUGGAGCUAUUGUUCGCACCACAGCUGCCGCUGCCGCUGCCUCUGUUGCUGCUACUGCUGUUGCGUCUGCUGGUUCAGCAGAGGUGGAAGAGGGGUUGCUCUGGCACGAUCGGGGCUCUGGUGCGGCGGAAGGAGCAGAUGCACCAGGUGCAGAUUAUGCAGAUGCACUAGACCAGGCAGAUGGGGGGGGUGAGAGGGAUUGUGGAGAUGAUGGGUCUGAUGGGCCCAAUGGGGCAGGUGGCUCAGACAGGGCAGCUCGGAUAGAACGGGCUGGUUCUGCAGUGCAGGCAGAGGGUAUGGAGGAGGAUGAGGGGCCUGGUAGGGCAGGAUUCAAUGCACCUGGACGGCAGGGUCUUGUGUUCAGGAUGCCGGUAGCUGGUCUGCCUCCUGGUAGGGGUUUGAAUGCUGGUGCUGCAGGACGAGCAGCACGAGGUGGCAGAGGGAGGGGGGUGGGUGACGUUACCGGCACAGUGCGAGGGGAUCGCAAGAGAAAUCUGGCACGGGGGAGUGCGUUUUUCAGAGGGAAUGCUGCUGAGGGUUUUGAAGAUUGUGAUGCUGAGGAUCUGGGGCAGGCUGAGGGUUCUGAAGGUGGUGAUGCAGGCAAUGGGGAUGGAGAAGGGGAGCGUUAUGGUGGUGGUGGUGUAGAUAGAAACGAGUUAGGUGAUACAGGGGAUGGGGCUGCAGGGGAGAUGCACAUCAGGAGUGGGAGUAGCGGCAUGAGUGGACUGUCGUUUGCUACUGAUGUUUCACAUGUGUUACGGUACUCAGCGGUGGGGAAGGAUGCGAUGGGCAAGGUGGCUGCGAAACUGGCCAGCUUCAGACACACUCCAGCGGAGAACAAACCGAGAGGGAGGAUGGGGCGCCGAUUGGGGGGCUUGAAACGACAACGAACCGCUGUAAAAACAACCUUGGAUGGGUUUAACGAGCAUCCCUCCUCCAUCAUUCGGCUGCUGAAGACGGAGCUAGGGAAAGAGGAUCCGGACACGUCAGCAUGGAGGGACGGUGCGGAUGGACGUAGCGAAACCAGCUUUGGGGGAGACACAGAGGGGAUCAGAAUAGGGAGAAGUGGAGCAGACGACGGGGGGGAUGAUGUGGUUCAGCAGCAGCAGAAAGAGGAGGGGGAGGAGGAGGAGGAGGAGGAGCAGAGGCAGGAGGAGCAAGAGGAACAAGAGAAGCAGGAGGAGCAACAGCAGGAGGAGCAACACCAGCAGCCUCAAGACCAGCCCAUACCUGAUCCAACAGCCAAUCAUGGCGAUUCCGCUACUCCUCUCAUUUCCACCGACAUUCCCUCCCCUGACAUCCACACUCCUGCUUCCUCUUCUUUUUCCUCCUCUUCUCCGUUCGCGCCUCAAAAGCUGACGUGGCACCCACACCCGGACCGGUACCUGUUGGCAGUGUGCGUGCGCGGGCAGGUGAACCACCGCAUUCAACCGCAUUGCCUGCCUCAACCGCCACCUCAUCCGUUUCACUCCACUCACCUCCCCUUCUACUGUUCUCUGCCUGUCCACCCCACUCAUCUCCUCUCAACCCUCGUGAACAACCGCAUUGGCUGCCUCUACCGCCACCACCUCAUCCUUUUUCGCUCCGCUCAACUUCUACUCCCCUCUUCACUUGCACCCCACCCCUCUCCUCUCCCCCUGCGUGCCCAUCAGGUGAACAACCGCAUUGGCUGUCUCUACCGCCACCUCAUCCUCGCAGCCCUGCUCAACCGCACGCUGCUCGUCCCGGCCCGCCUCCCCUCCCUCACCCCGCUGCUCUGCCAGCGGGGCACAUCCGGCCGCGCAUGCCCCUCCUACCCGCUCCCCCUCUUCUUGGACCUCAACCACACGAGACGCUGCCUGGGUGCCGCCUCCGUGAUCAGAUCAGACGAGUUUGCCGCCCGGUUCGGCCGCCCAGUGGAGGUGAACCACAUGCGGUGCUGGCACGGGCCGGAGGGGCUCUGCCACCCGACGUAUCCCAUAGUGAAGAAGAACUGUUUGGUGGGCACGGCGCUGAGUUACGUGGCUGAGAAUCUGCGGAAGAAGUUUGGCGGGCGGAGAGUGGCGAGCGAUGUGGUGCAUGCGAUGCUGCUCAACGGGUCUUCUCUGCAGCCUCACAGUGGCGUGUCUGAAGCUGAUGAGUCGUCCAAAGAUACGGAGUCAUUAACCUCGCCCUCCCUGUCGGACGAGCCCACAACUGUGGGAGACCACCUGCUGCAGCUCACAGGGAGAACGCUCAAGCACUCCUCCUCCUCUUCCUCCUCCUCCUCUUCCUCGUCCUCCUUUUCCUCCUCCUCCUCUUCCUCCUCCUCCUCUUCCUCCUCCUCCUCUUCCUCCUCCUCCUCUUCCUCCUCCUCCUCUACCUCCACCUCCUCGUCCUCCCCUUCCAACCCUGCAUCCUCCACCUCGCUGCCGAUCCGUCCCACGCCCAUCGACCCCAUCCGCAUGAUAAUGCUGCACCAGCCUGGUGCCGUCUCCAUCCCGCCUUCCGCCACGGCCUCUGCGCUCUGCCUGCCGCGCUUCGUGCAUGUCUCUGAUGUGCUCCGUGCGUACGGCCCUCUAGGGGAGUCUGUGCGAGUGCUGGCUGUGGGGGACCUGGUGGGGACGGCUGUGCUGGGCCUGCCUCACAGAGGGAGGAAUCUUUGGCUGGAUAAGGAUUUCGUCCGCCCACCCGGUGGCCGGUGGCUGGGGAGUUCGGGCAGCGGCGGUCUCCGAGAUUGGCUUAGUAUUUUUCAGUUCCUGCCCGGGUGCCGCAACACAGCGGCCAUCAUCCCGCCCCCGGCGGUCUUCCAGCGAGCUCAAGCCAUCAUCCGAUCCCUCUUUGGUGCAGCAAUGGUGGAUGGUGGUGCAUCUGAUAUGGGCGGUUCUGCGGAAUCGGAGACAGGUCAUUCUGGUGGUGACGUCUCAACAGAGGAGGUUCGAGCAGGGGAGGGUAAAGCAGGGGACACUGGAGCAUCGACUGACGCUGACCUGCCUGUUCCGGCAAACCUGCCAGCAUUCCUGGCAGUGCACUGGCGGCGGGGCGACUUCCUGCAGUUCUGUGCGCGCUCAGGGCCGCCCGGCUUCUGCUUCUACUCGCCCGUGCAGGCCGCGCAGUGCGCUGCUGACGUGGCGCGCCGCAACGGGCUCGUGAACGUCUACAUGGCAACGGAUGCUGAAGACAAGGAGUUCCAAGAGUUUCGAGAGACAUUGGGUCCAGAGUUCACGGUGGCGAGACUCCCCUCUUCCCCAUCCCCUCUAUUGCCGGACCCACAUCAAGAUCCUCUGUUGGGGCUGAGGCAUGGGGCUUUCCUCAAAGACGCAGCAAGCCUGCUGUACACCAUAUUGGAUAAGGUUAUAUGUGUUUACUCCACUGUGUUUUUAGCCACACCAUCAUCUACACUCUCUAACGAUGUUGCUCGUAUAAGGGAGGGGCUUGGCAUUCCUGCUGCGAUGGCUGCUGCUGCUGCUGUUGGAGCAGAGGAGGAAGCAGUGGGGGAGAGUGCGGAGGUGAGAAAAGGGGUUGAUUUUGGAGAGAGUACUGGAGUGGAGGAGGGAAGGGAUGGUGCUCUGUGUGAGGGGCAGAAAGAGUGGCAUCCUAUGGAUGGCUUACCCAAGAAGCUCCAACAAUUGAAGGCUUUGAGGAUUCUUUCGAAUGAUAAGGGAGAAUGUCACGAGCACAAUGCAGCGGACCCCGAACCUCAUUCCGACCCUGAGUCCGACCCGAGCCAUCACGGCCCGGAUACAGUAGUAGCAGAUUUUCAUGCUGGGGUGGAGAAAGGCUCACUGGGAUCGGAGGGUGAGAGGGGGUCGCUGAGCGGUGGUGAGGGUAGUGGGAUGUGGCGUGGCAAGCUGGUGUGGACGCCACAGCCCGACAGGUUCCUGCUCGCCGUGUGCCUGCGAGGCCAGAAACUGCAUUGUCUGCCUCAUCCUUCCCACUGCUCUCUGCCCCUCCUCUCCACCACCCUCGUUCUUUUCCACCUCAACCCCCCUCCCCCCAGCCUUUCCACCCACAUCGUGAACAACCGCAUUGGCUGUCUCUACCGCCACCUCAUCCUCGCCGCGCUGCUCAACCGCACGCUCCUCGUCCCUCCAGUUUUGCUCUCCACGUCCCUCGCCUACUGCAAGCACGGCCUCUCCGGCUCCCCCUGCCCCUCCGUCCCGCUCCCCCUCAUCUGGGACCUCGCGCACACGCGCACGUGUCUGGGCGGCGACACUGUCCUGCGCACGGACGAGUUUGCCGCCCGGUUCGGCCGCCCGCUGGAGGUGCAUCACCUGCGGUGCUGGCACGGGCCAGAAGCGACGUGUCCGAUGGGAAAUCCUGGGCUGCUGAAGAACUGCUUGGUUAAUGACACGACACAGGGGGGCGGUGGGAAGAGGAGGAGGCUGGCGGGAGUGUCUGGGGGAUUGAGGAAGCUGUCUCGAGUGGGAGUGGGAACGGGAACAGCGGCGGCUGCUGCUGUGAGAGGGUGGUUUGGAGGGAGUGAGAUGACGUGGGUGAGAGGGAGCAGGAGAAGAAAGCUGCUGCAGCAGCGGACCCUGCAAGACACCCCCUCCGCUAACCGCUCCCCACCGCUCUACACAGUCCAUUCCUUCGCCGACUCGCCCCUCCAAACCUCUGCGGCGCACCUGCACCUGUUGCCCCGCCAGCUCUCCCCAGAUGUGCACAUCAGCGCCAGCGCCACGGCGUCUGCAGUGUGCUUCCCCCGCUUUGUCCACGUACGGGAUAUCCUCCGUGCCUAUGCUCCAUUAUCAGCCUCCGUCCCUGUGCUUGCUGUGGGGGACCUGGUCUUCACCGCCUUCCUUGGCCUCUCAGACAGGUACGAGCAAUUCAAGGAGCGUCUUUUUCGGUACAAACGAUGGCGCGAGCGCGAGGAGGCUUCACAGGAAAGGGAGGGCACCUCGACGAGCAAUUUUGUUGGCAUGCUUGCGAGCAGCAGCAGCAGCAGCCAGGUGAUUCUGGAGUCUGAUUUCCUUGGGCCCGCUGGGGGGCGCUGGCUUGGGAGUGCAGGAAAGGGGGGUCUGAGAGAAUGGAGGAGCGUGUUCCACUACCUGCCUGGCUGUCCGGUUCCCGUGCCCAUUCUGCCCCCCAAGGAGAUUAUUGAGGAUGGUAGGCGGCUCGCACAAGCCCUGUUUGGUGGGGAGAGCGGUACCAGAGCUAGCAGCGGGGGUGGGGGUGACGAGGGCACGGAUAGCAGCUUCUCGAACGAUACACUUGCAGCGGUUGCAGGAGGGGCAGGAGGGGCAGCAGGGGACAAUCUCCCCGCCGUUUCACCCGCAGGAUCAGGCGGUGCAUCAGAGGGCGGGGGAGGAGGGGGGUACCUGGCGGUGCACUGGCGGCGCAGUGACUUCAAGGACUACUGCGUGUGGUCGGGGCCUUCUGGCUUCUGCUUCUACUCUGCGCAACAGGCUGGCAAGUGUGCUGCUGACGUGGCACGGCGCAACGGGCUAAGGAGUAUUUAUGUUGCUUCUGACGCCAAUGUGGAGCAGUUUGAAGAGUUUCAAAGGGCAGCAGGCUCUGCCUUCAAGGUCAUUCGCUACCCAGACAACCCAUCAGCAUUUCUCACAACCCUCACUUCAGAGCCUCUCCUUUCCAGCCUCCCUGCCUCCAUUGAUCGAGAGGAAGCUUCCCUGCUCCUGCACAUGCUCCUUGACAAGCUCAUCUGUGUACGCUCUACAGUGUUCCUCGCUACCAUGUCGUCCACUCUAUCCAACGACGUCGCUAGAAUGCGCGAGGGGUUUGGCGUGCCAGCAUCCUUAGCAGCAGCUGCUGAUCCUGGAGCUGGCAAUGCUGGGAAAGUGGCUGCAACCAAUGAUGCACCCGGUGACGUCGGUUUAGAAUUUGUGGUGAGCUCGGGUGUAGAGGAACGGAGGGAUGGUGGGCUGUGUGAAGGGGAGAAAGUAUGGCAACCCCUUCAGGGGUUGUUUGGGUGGAUGAAGGACAUGAAAGCCAAGAGAAUGACCGAGCAUUCAGCAGGAGAGUGGAGGAGAUGA
Closterium sp. NIES-65 is the source of this 5970-nucleotide messenger RNA. The record is from the annotation of a GenBank genome assembly. NCBI's taxonomy places the organism in Eukaryota, Viridiplantae, Streptophyta, Zygnematophyceae, Desmidiales, Closteriaceae.